AUGGCUUCCAGUUUGCAGCCAUGGGUUCUCCUCCUCAUCUUCCCCCUCCUCUGUUUGGUGCUUAGCCCCGCAGCACUUGCGGCAGUGUUCAACGAUAACUUCGUGGCAGUAGGGGGUACAGAUAGUAAUCACCUAGUUGAUCAGGGGACAGCAGUUCGUCUCGUCUUGGAUAAGAGCUCCGGGGCUGGAUUUAGUUCCAAGGAGGCGUAUGGUUCAGGGUUCUUCCAUAUGAGGAUCAAGACACCGCCCGGGUACAGUGCCGGAGUCGUAACGGCCUUCUAUCUGAGUCUCACAAUGGAACCCGAGCAAGGUGACCACAAUGAGGUGGAUUUGGAGUUCCUGGGCAACGUGGACGGCAAGCCGGUCAUUCUCCAGACCAACAUCUUCCUAAACGGCAAAGGUGACAGUGAGCAGAGGUACGAGCUGUGGUUCGACGCUGGAGCCGAUUUCCAUGACUACAAGAUACUCUGGAACCCCUACCAGCUCGUGGUGUUCGUCGACGACACGCCGAUACGGGUGCUCAAGAACCUCGCGCCCAGCCAGUUCCCGGUGAGGCCGUUCAAGAUCCGGGCGAGCAUCUGGGACGGCUCCGAUUGGGCGACGGGCAAUGUCAAAUACAGGGUCGACUAUAACCGUGCGCCGUUCACCACUGUGUUUCAGGACUUCGACGUCAAUGGCUGCCCCGCCACCGGUGGCGCGUCGUGUGGCUCGCCGAGCCUGUCGUGGAACGCAAUCCAGAGCCUGACGCCCGCGCAGUGGGAGGCGUACAAGGACGCCAAGAGCAAGCACAUGACCUACGACUACUGUACCAAUAAGGACAGGGCGUACGCCCAGCUGCCGGGAGAGUGCAACAACAACUAA
Triticum aestivum (bread wheat) is the source of this 861-nucleotide messenger RNA. Its product is annotated as xyloglucan endotransglucosylase/hydrolase protein 3-like. Gene Ontology annotation, molecular function: xyloglucan:xyloglucosyl transferase activity; hydrolase activity, hydrolyzing O-glycosyl compounds. The transcript has 4 exons. Gene Ontology annotation, biological process: cell wall biogenesis; xyloglucan metabolic process. NCBI's taxonomy places the organism in Eukaryota, Viridiplantae, Streptophyta, Magnoliopsida, Poales, Poaceae. Gene Ontology annotation, cellular component: cell wall; apoplast. The record is from RefSeq and is a predicted model, not a curated record. Bases 1 to 861 code for a protein of 286 amino acids.